Tribolium castaneum (red flour beetle) is the source of this 4220-nucleotide messenger RNA. It is a transcript of the gene Nna1, whose product is annotated as Nna1 carboxypeptidase. The transcript has 19 exons. The record is from RefSeq and is a predicted model, not a curated record. The coding region runs from base 183 to 4115 and encodes 1310 amino acids. Gene Ontology annotation, molecular function: metallocarboxypeptidase activity; zinc ion binding. Lineage: Eukaryota; Metazoa; Arthropoda; Insecta; Coleoptera; Tenebrionidae. Gene Ontology annotation, biological process: proteolysis.
AAUCUCGUCCGCCAAUAAUUCAGUUCGUAUUCGUCCUGCAAGCACCACCCCUCGAAGGGAAUCGAUCGUCGCCGUCACCUAUCCCCAUGGCAAUGUUUUCCUGCUCCCGUCGAACUGUCAACUGAAACAACCCAGUCCCAAACGCCAAACGAUGGAGUGCAGCUGAUUAGCAAUUUUCCGGAAUGGAAUCGGAAAAUGAAAGCGGCAAAGAAGUGACAGUUCGGGACCUUCAAUCCUCACUUUUUCCACCGACUCCUAAAUCGACCAGUGGAUUUUUUUCCAAUUUUUACAUCAAGAGCAACUUCGAGGAGGACCUCGACGAAGGCAAAAGGGAUGUACCGCCAAGGGAGUUGUUUUCGUUGACGAGGGAAAGCAAUUUCGUUCCUCAAGCGCCGCGAUGGCCCACCGAGUGCCAAGUGUUGGAGGAGAAAGUCAAACACAUAACUUACAUUCCUCCUACUCCAGAACCUUACUACGUACCAACGGGGAAAGAACCACAACCCAAACCCACAGGGGACGAAUGUGGCAUUAUUGUCUACCAAUAUACACCGAUAAGUGCCGUUAAUUACUUCAGUAGGUCUAGCGUCGGCGGAAGUAGGUACUUACUUCCCGCAUGUUUGUGUCCCGAGGAAAACACACUCAGAUUCGAAUCGCGAUUUGAAAGUGGAAAUCUAGCUCGAGCGAUUCGAAUCACUCCGAAUUUUUACGAGUUGUAUUUGCGAGCCGAUAUGUACACCAAUCGGCACAUGCAAUGGUUUUAUUUCCGGGUUACUAACAUGAGGAAAAAUUUUUUAUACAGAUUUUCUAUCGUAAACUUCUCAAAAGAAGACAGUCUUUACAACGAAGGGAUGCGCCCUCUCAUGUAUUCCACCAAAGACUCACAGUUACACUCAAUAGGCUGGAGGAGAUGUGGCGACAACAUCACGUACUACAGUAACGAUGAUGUGACGCCGGAAGAUCCGGAAGCUCAAAUGACUUAUACUCUUUCGUUUACGAUGGAAUUUCCUCACGAUGACGAUGUCGUGUAUUUAGCUCAUUGCUACCCUUACACUUAUUCGGAUUUGGAAGACUAUCUCACUGAAUUAUCGAAUCAUCCGAUCAAAUCCACAUUUACAACGAUAAGACUAUUAUGUAAAAGUUUGGCGGGAAAUAAUGUGCAUUACAUCACAAUAACGUCGGCUCCGGUUCCCGGAGAAGCCAAAGUAAGUCGAAUUUAUUUUCGAAACCAAAGCAAAAAUUUUGAAAAAAUUCAGAAAAAACGCUCAGUGGUUAUUACUGGCCGCGUCCAUCCGGGAGAAACGCCUUCGUCCUGGAUGAUGAAGGGUUUCCUGGACUUCCUCACCAGCGACUGCAGCGUCGCCAAGGAACUCCGAGACAGAUUUAUUUUCAAAUUGGUCCCAAUGUUAAACCCGGAUGGCGUCAUCGUGGGCAAUAACCGAUGUUCCCUUUCAGCUAAAGACUUAAAUCGGCAAUACCGCACUGUGAUGAGAGACGCAUACCCGUCCAUAUGGUACACAAAACUGAUGGUACGCCGACUUUUGGAAGAGUGCGGAGUGGCCAUGUACUGCGAUUUGCAUGCCCAUUCCAGGAAACAUAAUAUUUUUAUCUAUGGGUGUGAGAAUAGAAGAGGGGCGGAAAGGAAGUUACAAGAGCAAGUUUUUCCACUGAUGUUGCACAAAAACACGGCUGAUAAAUUUUCCUUUGAGAGUUGCAAGUUUCGGAUACAGAAGGCCAAAGAAGGGACUGGGAGAGUCGUGAUGUGGAUGAUGGGGAUUGCAAAUAGUUAUACCAUGGAGUCGUCCUUUGCUGGGUCGACUCUCGGGACUCGCAAUGAAACCCAUUUCACGAUCCAGGACUACGAACAAAUGGCGAAGAGUUUUUGCCAAACUUUGCUCGACUUUUACGACGAAGAUCCGAAAAAGGAAAAGUUGAGAAAUAAAAUUAUAAAUAGAUUAGUUAAAGAAGGGUCCAAUGCGGAUGAGCCUACAAAUAUUCACUUGAGUGACUACUCAAGCGAUGAGGGUGACACAUCGAGCACCAGCUCAAAUGAGGUCGGCCGCGACGAUGAAGAAUUUUUCUGCCCAGCUGUACCACCACCAUCACCCAUCAUUUACAAAAAAUUUAAACCUAAAGUGUACAAAGCUAAAACCAAAAUUUUGACGCGAAGUCCUAACGCUCCCAGAAAACCACUACCAAUUUGCAAAGCAACUCUAGGACUCUACUUAUCCGAGAAAGAAACGAAUUCGGAAAGUAGUUGUUCCGAGGACGAAUACAAAAUCCACAAAGCCAAAAAAACUGUACGAAGAAAAUCAAAAAAGAAGAAAGUUGGUACCAAAAAGAAGCACCAAAUUUGUGCCUUGUCCGAUUGCGAAGUCCAGUAUAAAAGUGUUUCAGUUUUUGAGUUGGUCCCGAGUGAGAAACUUGCGCAAAAUGCGACAAGGAGGUCAAAAACACCGCAGCCGAGGGUCGAGAGGAAAAAUACCAUAGCCCAACAAUUAUCAGAAGUCCAGGCAAAACUCCUGACUCUGAAAAACAAAAUUUGGUUCGGUGUCUCCGACGAAAAUGUGCCUUUAUCGUGGGGCCGAAGCAACUUCACUCCACCUCCCAUUCAGAAAAAAUCUCGAAAGAAACCACAAGAGAAAAAAGCUCCAGUCAAAACCACCGAACCGAAGAAACCAUCCGGAUUGCGGAGACAGGCGGCUGUGGAUUGGGGCCACAUCCAAAAAUCGAAGAGUCUUCCCGAGACCAAAUCAAAAAUAAAUUGCGACGAAGAUGACAAGAAGAAGCAGAAGAAGAAGAAGAAAUUCGGGAAGAAGGUGAAGAGUGUCGCUCAUGCGAAGAUUUUUUUAAAUAAAGACCAGCGGUUUUUAAGUGCUCGAAACAGGAUGAAGGACUUGGAAAUAAGUAAAGGGCUCAAGGACGAGAUAGAAACCAACCAAAACCAACUGAAAAAUGCUAUCCGUAAUCAUCAGAGUUUUGUCAUCAGACUGAAGCAGGACCCUGACAAUGUUAAUUUGCAAAAAGAAAUCAACAAGGCCGAACAGGAAAUAAUCCUCGUCGGUAUCACACAGAAAAGUCUCCUGGAACGCCUCCGCGAGGAAUACAAAGCUCAUCAAAAGUCGCUCAAAACCAACAUUACAAAAACUAGCAUCGAGGAGAGACGUUUUAACCUGAGCACGGCCCUGAACAGAGCCCGUAAACAAAACAUUGUGUCUCGCCCCACGUCCAUCUCGGUGUCGUCAGUCUCCGACGAUUCGGUGGAGGCAGCUUCCGUUAAUUCUUCCCCCGAACACCACACCUUCAACCCCGUGGACCCCCACGAAGUCACUCAACCGGAAUUUCUCAACAAUUUCGGACUCGUCACGCACGAUGUGUACAAGGAAAUGCAAAAUAAACGAGUUGAGAGGAAACGGCGGAGCACUGCUAACCCCCAUUUCCUCUACGGGAAUAAAGGCUGGGACUUCCAACCGAAAAGAAAACGUAACGCGUAUUUGUAUUCGUCGAUUUCGCCCCCAAAUACGCGCCAAGCCGUCCGGAAGAAGAACGAGAGGGUGUCUCCACCCCCGACUAACGGCAAUGCGAAGUUGCCGUUUCCCCAAAUUCCGAAUUUGCCGAGUGGGCUCACCAUCGAAAGGGUGAGCCCCACGAGCUCGUCGUCUGACUCCAAGACGUGCGUGACUUGUAGACAGCCGGGUUUAUUGACGACUUGCGAGAGUUGUAGCAAUGGUUUUCACGUCAGGUGUCACAACCGCCCUUUGGCUCAACCCCCGAGACAGUGUCCCCGUUGUAUUAAUAAGGAAGUGCGCACUGUGGGGUCCCUAAACGUGCCUUCGGGAAUGAGCGUGUCUUACGUGACGCCUUCCGAAGUUGCAGAAAAACUAGAGGAAAAGAAAAAGUUGGAAAAAGUUAAUAAGACACUUUCAGCUGAAUUGACCCAAUUGCAGGAUCGGCACUCGCAAUUGACGAUCUCGUUGAAACGUCAGAAGAGUCAACAAGAAGAGUUGCUGAUGACGCAACAAACGACUGAAGACAAAAUUAAGCAAAUUUUAACUUUUAUUAGUAAUGUUAAAAAUGAAAUUGUUUCUAAACCGACACAACCUCAGGCUCAGACAUGAAGAAGUGUGAUCAGUUUUGUUAGCAAAAUGUUAUCAAUAUUGUUAAGACUGAUGGUAUAUUUUGUUAUAAGAAUUUGUAACGAAUAAACAAGAGGACCACCUUUA